Messenger RNA from Diaporthe citri, 1524 nucleotides. RefSeq lists its product as uncharacterized. The transcript has 4 exons. The record is from RefSeq and is a predicted model, not a curated record. Lineage: Eukaryota; Fungi; Ascomycota; Sordariomycetes; Diaporthales; Diaporthaceae. Bases 1 to 1524 code for a protein of 507 amino acids. Gene Ontology annotation, molecular function: steroid hydroxylase activity; iron ion binding; heme binding.
AUGGCCAAUGGCCAACUUGGAGUGAUCAGCCAGUCCGAGUCAAGAUCCUCACACCGCGAGUUCUACGUGAUCCGAGGGCCGGAGAACAUCAAGGCGCUUUUCAAAAACUCGUGGGCGUGCACGUCAGUCCCCUUCGUCAAGUUCGCCCUCGGAUACGCCUUUGGCUUGCCAGCCAAGGCCCUGACGUUGUGCGACAAGGACGACUCCGGCGGCGGCCGUGUGCCUCUCCCGGGCAGCAAUGUGGAGGCUCGCAAUCGUACCGACUACCUCGUGUACGAGUCCGUGAACCGAUUUCUGGAGGGCAGGGGGCUUUUGCCCUUCUGGGCCAGGUUCGUGGACAGCAUCACGCAGCAGUUACAUGGGCUGCAUGAUCGCAUCGGGAGCGGAGCAGAAGAUCACGCCGACCUGAUGAAAUUUGUUGGGGACGAGGCCACGGCCUCGAUCCUCAAUGCCCUGUGCGGUCCUUACCUUUUAAGCCUGAACCCAAACUUCUUACAGGACUUUUGGGACUUUGACCGCAACUUGCAGACCUAUCUUCAAGGGAUUCUCUGGUUUCUUGCUCCCAGGGCCUACGCAAUUCGUAGGAGAGUGUUGGACGCCGUCAAGAUCUGGCAGGAGCACGCUAGAGCCCACUUCGAUGGCUUGGCCGUCGGUGCUGACGGUGAUGAUCCGUUCUGGGGGAGUAGCUUCUUCCGGGAGAGGCAGGAGAUAUUCCUCCAGAUGGACGGUUAUGACCACGCUGGUAUCGCAUCACAGGACUUCGGAGCAAUAUGGGCAGUAAGGAAUUCCAUCACUGCUGCAUCGUGGGCCAUCUUCGAAAUAUACCGUGAUCCCGAGCUGCUCGCUAGUGUGAGGGCCGAGGUCGAUACCUGCGCGCUCAAACGUGAAGACGGGAGGAUCCGCUUCGAUGUCGACCAGUUGCUCCGGCUGCCGCUCCUCCAAGCCGUCUAUGCAGAGACCCUGCGCCUGAGAAUGCACUUCUACAUCAUCAGGAUGCCAGAUAGGGUCGACAUGAGCAUCCGGGAUUGGAUCAUACCAAGGCAAAAGGUUGUUGUGGCUUCGACGACAGUCGCACACAUGGACGUUGAGGCAUGGGACACGGGCUCGCAUAAUGAGCAGCCCAUAGACCAGUUCUGGAUCGGGAGGUUCCUCAAAUAUCCGCCAGAAAGUGAUAAAGGCAACGUAAAAGCGCAAAGCACUGCUUCUACUCCAGAAUUCUCGACAAAAGGGCUCGAGGGGUCCUGGAUACCCUACGGAGGGGGCCCGCGGCAAUGUCCUGGCCGGCACUUCGCAAAACGCCAGAUACUACUUACUACCGCCUUGAUGGUACGCCUGUUUGACUGCGAGAUACUUGAGGAAGGCAUGGAUGUGAAGGAAGACUUCACACUCAUGGGAUUUGGGAGUGGCGUGUCGCAUCCGGCCGGCAAGGUACCGGUGAAGAUACAGCGUAGAGACGGGAGCAAGAAAAGAGGCUCAAGCAUCAGACGCGGGAUGUAUACCGGCUUUCGAAGGCAGCAAUGCUAG